AUGUCCACUCUACUCCCCGACAUCCCUUCACCGAUUUCGUCGGAUUCCUCGACUCCUUAUAUUUGGCAUGGCACACUCGAUUCAUCCCUGGGGGCGUGGCUCUUGGGCACCUACUGUGGUUUGGUUCUCUACGGACUCCUCGUUUAUCAGAUUUAUCAAUAUCUCAGCCUCUAUCCUAAAGACCCAGCAAUCCUCAAGAUAUGGGUCUCGGCAAUACUGCUUGUGGAGACUCUCAACACGGUGUUCACCGUUCAUUCUUCGUACUACUAUCUCGUUACCUGGGGAGGGCGCUCGAUAAUAUUCAACAAACCUCCAAUAUGGACUAUGAACUCGAUAGCGCUCACCGGGCCUCUAGCCAUUACUAUAUCGCAGGGGUUCUUCGCUCGCCGCGUAUACAUCAUGGCACCACGAUUUAGAAUGGUGGUGUAUGUCGUGACCGUCCUGCUGCUAGGAUUCUGCGGUUGUUUCCUAGCGUUGGCAGUCGAAGCUUUCAAGGCCAAGAACUUCUUUGCGCAGUCACUUCCAUUCUCUGGAUAUGUCGCUGCAGGAGUGCCGUACUGGUCUGCGGCGGCGAGUGUUCUCGCCUGCGAUCCCGGGAGGCCUGCGGUGGCUGAUAGUAGUGAUCACAGUACGGACUCGCUGAUCGACUUACUCGUUCUGUAUGCCGUCAGCACUGGGCUAUUGAACUGCCUAGUGAACGUACUCGAUCUCGCAUUUGCACUAUGUUUCCCAACUACCAUGAUCUACACGUCGUUCUCAAUCGCGCUGACUAAAUUAUACGGAAACUCGUUCUUGACUGCGCUGAACACGCGCCAAUCCUUCGUCGACCGCGGGCUCGUCGGAGACACGAUGUCGGCCGGGUACAGGCGGAGCAACGCGCCGCGCCUCAAGCUGUCCACUCUAGCCUUCGCGCCGCACCGCCUGUCGCUCUCACAUACUACCGAGUUGACCGCUGAGACGGAUCCUACCCUGGGCACAGCGUCUCGCUCGAGCGGGAUCGAGCUGAAGACCUUGUCGCCAGCCACCGAGAAUGUCCAGCGGGAAGGUGUACGCGUUGAAGAGGGCGAUAAGCCGCGUGGAGACCGAGAGGCGUUGUUGUCUGCCUGA
Molecule: messenger RNA, 1107 nt
Organism: Trametes versicolor FP-101664 SS1
Lineage: Eukaryota; Fungi; Basidiomycota; Agaricomycetes; Polyporales; Polyporaceae
Exons: 22
Coding region: 1-1107 (368 amino acids)
Source: RefSeq, a predicted model, not a curated record